GCGGCAGGAGGGCGGCUUCCGCGAGGGGAGCUUGAGAUCUGUGUGAGAUACCACUGUUCUUUGAAUCAGUCCAUCUUUUAAAUUCAGAGAUUUCCAGCUGCUUGAAAGCCCUGGGCUACACUGUAACAAUAAAAGGUCUUAAAACUUGUGAGCAAAGCUGCACUGAAUAAGACAUCCUAAGAGGACAUAUUUUUCACCUCUAUAAUGAAGAAAAGCAGGAGUGUGAUGACGGUGACAGCUGAUGAUAAUGUUAAAGAUUAUUUUGAAUGUAGCUUGAGUAAAUCCUACAGUUCUUCUAGUAGCACACUUGGGAUCGACCUCUGGAGAGGGAGAAGGUGUUGCUCAGGAAACUUACAGUUACCACCACUGUCCCAAAGACAGAGUGAAAGAGCAAGGACUCCCGAGGGCGAUGGCAUUUCCAGACCGACCACGCUACCUUUGGCAACACUUCCAAGCAUUGCUAUUACAACUGUAAGCCAGGAGUGCAUCUGUUCUAUUCAAGCCAAGCCUACUGUGGCGAUCUUCAUGGAGACAAUUCAGUGGUUUCCUAGCAACCAAGUUGCCUGUGGUUUCCUUGGUUAA
Manis javanica (Malayan pangolin) is the source of this 582-nucleotide messenger RNA. NCBI's taxonomy places the organism in Eukaryota, Metazoa, Chordata, Mammalia, Pholidota, Manidae. The record is from RefSeq and is a predicted model, not a curated record.